UAAGGAAUAUAUUUACGUUGAUGAUUCAUAUGAUGGUGACAACAUGAAGCAAUUUGUGUUGAUUAUUUUAGUGUUUCGCAGCUGUUUUGCAAAUUCUAUACACGAUGUUACAACUUCGGCAUUUGGGUCAGUUGUUCAAGGAAAGUUAGCAGCCUUUGGUGAUUUUAAUUCCGACAAACAUACCGAUAUUUUUACCCUGUCUGAUGAUGGUAAAACCCUCAAACUGUUCACUGCUACCUCAGACAGAACAUCCACAGAAUUCAAGUUCACAGAGACAGUACUCCUAACAUCGAGUUCUGAGGAUGUGUUCACUAACGUUGUGCCUGCAGAUUUCAAUGGAGACACACAGAUGGACUUGUUUGUAACUACUCAAAAGCUGCCAGCCUCGAAUACUGCAGUUAAUGGCUGUAUUUAUUGGGGCUCUUUGUCAAAAGGAAGCGUACUAGAUCACAGUGAUAAACUAUGCCUCAGUGAAAUGCUAAAUGACCAGCCCUCAGUCUUGGAUAUGAAUGGAGACAUGAUUCCAGAUUUAAUGGGAGAGAACUCUGGAGGAGUCCGCAAGUACUGGAUCUUUCAUAAAGACACCAAGAAUUAUACAGUGCAGCCAGUACCUGGCAGUCUCCCAGCUUUAACUCAUCCAACAGCGGGGGCAUUUGUGGACAUAGAUGGAGACUUGGCAGCAGAUUUCUGUAUGAUGUCUGUGAAGGAUGGCAAAAGGCAGCUUGAAGUGUGGAUGAGUAUUAAUGGGAAAUUAACAAAUACCAAUAAUAUCACGAUGGAUGAGUUUGCAGAUAAAAAAGUUAUAGGACAACCAGUUUUUGCGGAUUUUGGAAAUCAAGAUUCUACCAUUGAAAUUCUUCUUCCUGUUUGUGAUGACGACCUGUGCACCAAAAGUUUCAUAUAUUUGUAUCUCAGUGACAGAAUCUCACCUUGGACAAAGUUACCUAUAAGUUUUAAGGCAGGGAGCCAGGACUGGGGCUUUGUCCCUCCCAGCAAGGGUCUGGAUGGUGCCCCCAUCACUCUCAGGACCGGGGACUACAACCUGGAUGGAUUUCUAGACAUGGUGGUCGUUUUACAGUCUACAGAUAGUAAAGGGAACCUGACAAGGAAGGCCCUUAUCUUACAGAACAUUCCCUGUAGUGACGCAGCCUGUGAUGGGUUGGGUCGCUCAUUCAGUGUCAGGUGGGAUUUGUCCCUCCAUCCCAGUGCCGACUUAGCCGUUUACCCAGCAUUCUUUGACUACAGAGAAAAUGGCAUAUUGGACAUAAUUUUGACUACAUACAGCAAGGACAAGAAAUACCAUACUCAUUUAUUGGAGCAAGAGUUUUCAGAAGAUGCUAACUUCCUCAAAAUUAUGGUUGUAAGUGGACUGUGUUUUGGGAAUUGUCCUAAAGAUAGAGAGCCCUAUGGAGUAAACCAGUAUGGGCCUGUCGUUAAGUACACCACACAGGAUGUGGAAGGGAAAACAAUCACAGGGACAGCCACUCAGCUGUCUCAGUCAGCCUACACACCCCUACAGCUACCGUACGCCGUAUUUGGUCUCGGACAAACUCCAAACUUUGUGGACAAAAUUGAGGCAGGCAUUCCCAAUCCCCCAGGAACGGGUAUACGUAAAAAGUCUUGGUCUUCCAUUAUUCCAAAUUCUCAGCUGAUUGUUAUCCCAUAUCCCAAUGAUGAUCCAAGCAGUUGGAAGUACAAGAUGUUUGUGACCCCGAGUCGUAUGGUCAUGUUGACGGGGGCCACGUUACUGGGGACGUGUGGUUUUAUUGCUGGGCUGGUUGGCAUAUUACAUUGGAGGGAAAAGGUUGAAGACAAGAAAGAAAAGUUGCAGGAGGCCCACAAGUUCCAUUUUGAUGCCAUGUGAUUAACUACCUCAAACAUAUCAGACACAUGCAUAAUAUGGACUUCAUUCCCAAAGGAUUUCUUGCUGCUUUCAUUUCGUCCAAAGGACACUCUCACUGUGAUACAAGUGCAAUUAUUUUCUUUGUUGAUCUCUGUGGAUUAAGUUGUAGUAAUUAUGUCAUAUAUGUGUUUAUAUUUAUUUGAAUAUCUCAUUUACUUUGAGAUUACUUUGCCAGCUUUUUUUUCAAGGGAGAUAAUAGCUGCUGUUAAUUAUGAAGACUGUUUUAUUUUUUCACAUUCUGACUGUGUUUUUCAAUUCAUUGUGAAGCCAUAUAAGAUGCUUAAGAAGAUAGUCAUAUAUAUCAUUAACAUGUAUUCUAAUGUCUAAUGAGAAGCCAUGAGCUUUUAAACAUUAUUGUGUUAUUGUAA
Magallana angulata is the source of this 2271-nucleotide messenger RNA. RefSeq names its product T-cell immunomodulatory protein-like. Lineage: Eukaryota; Metazoa; Mollusca; Bivalvia; Ostreida; Ostreidae. The transcript has 17 exons. Bases 44 to 1864 code for a protein of 606 amino acids. The record is from RefSeq and is a predicted model, not a curated record. Gene Ontology annotation, cellular component: plasma membrane.